UAUUCAAUUUGGAAAUUGAAUCAGCAUCUUUUCUCUCGUUUAGUUUACUACUCUUCCAAUUUCUCUCUCCACCAAUACACACGCCGUACACUGUAGCGUAGAUGUCGAUCGCCUUGCAGAGGUGCAACUCAGGCGGCGCCCACCUGAUCGAAGAGCCAGGUUUCGUUCACCGCGAUAUGCCUUUGGUUUCGUCGCCGUACGAUCCACCGGCGCUUUCGCCGCCCGAUCAACGGUCAUCGGAUGAGGAUCGCGGUUCGUUCUCUUCAUCGGCCAGUUCUUCAAUCGGAAAGAACAGUGACGAGCAUCCCAGCGGAGGCAGCGGCAGUGAUGAAGACGAGGUGCAAAGUCACUUCAAAGGAGGACCAUUGGAGAACUUGGAUUCUCUGGAGGAAGUUCUUCCUGUAAAGAAGAGCAUAUCAAAGUUCUACUCUGGUAAAUCCAAAUCAUUUACCAGCCUAUCUGAUGCUGCAUCAAUCCCCUCAAUUGAAGAAAUCACGAAACCAGAAAAUGCUUAUACAAGGAAACGUAAGAAUCUGUUGGUCUUCAAUAAUAUAUGGGACAAGAAUCAGAAUAGCAUUGUAAGGAAUCGGAUUGGCGGAAUAUCAAAAAGAACAACCAAUUCUAGAAGUAUGCUGUCUCUUGCCGCCAACACGAACUGCUCUGAAAGCAAUAGUGGUGACACCUGUAAUUCAAAUUCAUCACCACCUGGUUGCAGUCUUCCUCCUUUACCACCACAUGCCAGGAGAAGUAUGAAAAGUGAACUGUCAUCAUCACCUCCUGUUGAUAAGUUUCCUUCAUGGAGGUCUUUCUCCUUAUCUGACCUGCAAGGUGUUGCUGAUACUGAAGUUGCUACUCCCAGCACUGGUGGCUUAUGGAGCAAUAACACAGAAAAUUAUAGCCUUAUUUAACUGUGUUUUCAUUUCAUAUCACCCUAUGAAUCUAUAUCAUGAUAGAUGUUCACGCAGCGGAGAUGUUUGUACCAUCUUCUUGCUUAUGCUCAUGCUUCUGCUUCUGCUUCUUGUAGCUGUUGUUUAGGCAUCACCCAUUCCCCUACAUCCUUAGAGUGUGAACACUUAAAAAUAUAAUUAGAUUUUGCAUCUGACUUUGUUUUGUUAUAUUUAAAUAAAAUUCCCAAAGUCUUAGCUACAAACUACUCCAUAUGUUCUUCUGGCUAUUGUGUCUGUGCCUUUGAAGUAUUCCUGGGAAGGCAUAUCAAAAGUCAAGAGUUAUUCUAAUGCAGGAUUUCAUGAAAAUCUUCUCAAGCUGUAUAUGUUUGGAGUUGGCGUUGGAAUCAAUCCUUGAGAUGAAGGGUGCGGGGUCAGUUUUUGUUUGUUCUGUUCUCGGAGUUGGUGUCAAUGAGCUUGCGAAGUCUGCUUGCUCGGAGAGGAUUUCUGCUGCUUAACACAAUUUCUAAAUUUUCUCACAUAUUGGCUUAUUGAGAAUCUUUCCUUUUUUGUUCCCCCCGUCUUCCAUUUGGUUUCAAUAUCUAGAGGAGCUUAAGAUUUAAGCUGGUUGCUACCAUGAUGGCUGGCUUGUAGGAAUGCCAAUCCGUGCAAGAGGUUAGAAAGGAAAUCGACUAUUGAAGUUGCUGGAUGGAGUGGUUAAGUUGCAACCACAAAGUGGCAGAUGAAAUCCUCAAAGGAUUUAACAUCUGCCAGCUGUGCAUAGCCUCAUGGAUGGUGCACGAUAUACAGUGACACUGGAUGAGUUCAAGAUUUUUCAUAGGAUUGACAGAUCAUUGUAUGUUAUUCUCGUCAGGGAUCUAGUGCGUAACCCCUUGGAGUGCUUGUACAUAUUGGGCUUGUGGCUAUGGUUGGAACGAGCAGGAUUUUAUCAUUUCGUAAGUAAGACCCUAUCUCUUCCCCCAUUUCUGAUCAACGAGCUUGCUGAUGAAGCAGUAACAUGCAUCAAGUCCACAAACACACAGUUCCCUUUCUCAUCUGAAUCGAUAGAAAUCCCAUUAACCCAGAGUCUUGUGAAAAAAGAUAUAUCUCUGCAGUUUUUCCAUGAAAACCAUCUUACCGCCUUCCAUGGGAUUGAAGGUUUGGUAAGAGGAGUCUGCAUACCGUCUCUAUCUGAUAUGCUGGAGAAAGAUGGUUAUGGUGGUUAUGUCUAUACUCCGAUGAAAGGUCAGAUAAUGGCACCUAGUCAUCCUGCAUCGGCUCCAUCUGUGAGCUCUGUGCGGGAACCAUCUUCUGUUGAGAACCUGCCGAUGCAAAGCGUUGCUAGCGUGGGCUGUGGUGAUUCCCCCCCUUCUUGUGGCAAGGGUGAGGUGUCGCGGAAUGAGAGGACGAUGUUUGUGACGUUCUCCAAAGGCUACCCGGUGAGUGAAAUGGAGGUGAGGCAAUUCUUCAGCAGGCUUCUGGGGAACUGCAUUGAGUCGUUCCACAUGCAGGAGGUGAAGCGAGAAGAGCAAUCUCUGUAUGCUAAAAUCGUGUUCUUGAGGCCAUCGUUCAUCGGUGCCAUUCUCAAAGGAGUGAGCAAGGCUAAAUUCACCAUCAACGGUAAGCAUAUCUGGAUGAGGAAGUUUGUACCCAGGGGCAACAAACAGGCGCCUUGAGGAUAUGCUUGGAGCUUGUACCUACUGUUUCUUAUGAAAUGCAAGUAUUUAAGAUGCCUCCUUUUAGUGCUUGUGUGUGUGUCUAGUGUUGAAAUUGUGAGGUCGUUGGAGUCUUAUUAAUAGUGUCAUGAACAUUGUAUAAAAGCCUAGUUAGUUUAUGGCAUCGCAUCUACUUAUUUGAUUGAUUUACUCUCGUUUGAUGAAUGUAAAUUGUUUACUUUUUUCUC
Molecule: messenger RNA, 2787 nt
Organism: Salvia splendens (bonfire salvia)
Lineage: Eukaryota; Viridiplantae; Streptophyta; Magnoliopsida; Lamiales; Lamiaceae
Exons: 3
Coding region: 1673-2560 (295 amino acids)
Source: RefSeq, a predicted model, not a curated record